UCGAUGCUCGACGGCGGUACCAACACUGAUCGGCGUAUGUGUCCUUGGGCAGCAAGAUACUUAACGGAUAUUGCUCCAACCCAGCGGUCACUAAUGGGUUUUAAUUAUCCAAAUUAUAAGCAAUAUCAAAGCGGAAAUCAUACACAAAAAGCUGAAAGUGUGGUGACUUGUAAGCCGACGAGCAUAAAGGGAUUGUGCGAAAAUGCGUGUCUGACUGCGAUGCGGUGUCACAAAGUUGAUGUCAAAGAGUCGAUGGCAUGAGUUGCAGACUUGGUCCAAGAUGCUAUUAUUAAUUAAUUUUAAAACGACAGUGAAUAUAUUUUGUACGUGUAAAAGUAACCGCGUGCUCUAUUGUGUUUUAAUACCAUUUCUCCAAUCAUGAGACAGCGUUCUUGUAUAGUUUUGACGUAUUUAUCAGCCGAUUUAAAUAUCGGCCUUGGGGAAAUCCCACUUUACAAAAUACUCUUUUAAUUAAAUUGAGCAUUGGAGUUUUGCUUAUAUUUUCCUUUAUCGGUGCUUUACGAAAUAAAUAACGGUUUUAUUUUGAUGCAGCUUUUAUCAUAAACAUGUUGUCAAAUUCGGUAAGACUUCAAUUGGGAAAAAGACUUGUAAAUUUUGCUACAAGGCAGGUCGUUUGCAAACAUGCAAUUUCGCAAAGAUUCUUGUUCAUGAACGUAAACAACACAAGCAGUUUGAGUUUGCAGCACAACUUUCACACUUCAACCACAAGGUUGCAUCCAGGAGAUCAGAAACUCGAAACUGCAACAAAUUUCCACAUUCAAGACGAAGAUGAUUUUAAAGCAAGAGUUUUGAUGGCAAAGAUUCCAAUAAUAGUGGAUUUCCAUGCAGAGUGGUGUCAACCUUGUAAAACACUUGGUCCAAACUUGGAAAAGGAAGUUGAUAAAUAUGGUGGUAAAGUGAUGCUGGCUAAGGUUGAUGUUGAUGAUGUAGGAGAAGUAGCUAUGGAGUAUGAGAUAAGUGCAAUACCAACGGUGAUCCUGUUUAAAAAUGGAAAACAAGUAUCUGAUUUUAAAGGAAAUGUGGAUGAUGCCACACUUGCCGCCUUUGUUAAAAACUCUAUAAAGGAACCUUAAACUUUUUUCCAUGUGUAAUGAUAAUAUGCAUUUUCUUACGUUUUAUUGUGAAAUAAAUCAGAAGGCCCGACAUAAUACAAGGUGUAU
This is a messenger RNA of Ciona intestinalis (vase tunicate), 1181 nucleotides long. RefSeq names its product putative thioredoxin-2. Lineage: Eukaryota; Metazoa; Chordata; Ascidiacea; Phlebobranchia; Cionidae. Gene Ontology annotation, molecular function: protein-disulfide reductase activity. Gene Ontology annotation, cellular component: mitochondrion. The record is from RefSeq and is a predicted model, not a curated record. Gene Ontology annotation, biological process: cell redox homeostasis.